CCCACCACCAGCCCUCUCUCUCUCGUGUUCAUCUCAUCAGCGAUUUUCUUGCACGGAUACAUGUCCUGACAUAGAAAUAUGGAUGGACCUCCUUCUUAUCUUUGAUGCUUUUGCCAUCCCGGCUUUGAGGGCUUGGUAACUUUUUGGUAGGGUAGAGAGAGAACGUAAAGGGAGAUAAAGAGCGAAGAAAGGGAAGUGGACGACAAGGAAACAGUGUGAAGAGGAGGUGUUGGAAGGGAGUGUGUGUUUUGAGCCGGGACCGUGAGUGCACAUAACGUCUGGUUGAAUCCCUGCUGGAUAUCUCUCCAAGCCUAGGAGGUAACUGAGGUCAAAGGUUAUGGAUUCCCUGGCAUUAGAGGCUAAGGGUGCCAAAAGUGAUGUCGUCACUGCACCGGUGACCCCCGGCAGGAAGCCCAAACCUGCCAAAAAGGCCAAGAAAGCUGUUUUCUUUGAGGUGGAGAUCCUGGAUGGUAAGACCAAGGAGAAGCUGCUGUUGCUGGACAAGGUGGAGCCUAACGCCACCAUCGCCGAAAUCAAGUCCAUGUUCCAUAAGUGCCAUCCGCAGUGGUAUCCGGCUCGACAAUCCUUACGCUUGGACCCUAAGGGAAAAUGCCUGAAAGAUGAGGACGUCCUACAGCAGCUCCCUGUUGGGACAACCGCCACCUUCUACUUCCGGGACCUGGGAGCCCAGAUCACCUGGGUUACAGUGUUCCUCACCGAGUACGUCGGGCCUCUGCUCAUCUACCUCAUGUUCUACUUCCGGGUCCCCUUCAUAUACGCCCCCAAGUACGACUUCACCACCAGCAAGCACUGGGUCGUGCACUUGGCCUGCAUGUGUCACUCCUUCCACUACGUGAAACGACUCCUGGAGACCCUGUUCGUCCACCGCUUCUCGCACGGCACCAUGCCGCUUCGCAACAUCUGGCAGAAUUGUACCUAUUACUGGGGCUUCGCUGCAUGGAUGGCCUACUACAUCAACCACCCCCUCUAUACUCCUCCCAUCUACGGUGAGCAGCAGGUGAAAACAGCCCUGGUGAUUUUCCUGCUCUGUCAGAUUGGCAACUUCUCCAUCCAUGUGGCCCUGCGUAACCUCCGACCCCCCGGCUCUAAGACCAGGAAGAUCCCUUAUCCAACAAGGAACCCCUUUACGUGGAUCUUUCUGCUGGUUUCCUGCCCUAACUACACUUAUGAGGUGGGCGCCUGGCUGGGCUUCACCGUGAUGACCCAGUGCCUGCCCGUAGCCUUCUUCACCGCUGUUGGCUUCAUCCAGAUGACCGUAUGGGCCAGGGGGAAGCAUCGCAGCUACCUGAAGGAGUUCCGUGAUUACCCCAGCAUCCGCUCCCCGAUAUUGCCAUUCCUCCUCUAGGGACAGACCCUGGAGCCCAGCUGUAUCAUCGGCCCCCAAAUUCUCCCCUCCAUCUUCUCAACAGUACAUCUGCAGUUUUAAUAACUGAUCAAGCUGGUCAAAGCCUCACCCCAGUACUUGUCGUCCCAAAAUAAGUGGGCUUAUUGAGAAUAUAAUUUCUAUGUUAUUCUUAAUGUUCACCACAUUCUAAAUUAUCAUAUAGGAAUUUUUUAAACCAGGUUCAGUGUUUCCAGUGUUCGGGUACCACGUGAAUUAUAUCGUAUAUGUUACCGUCAGUAAAUUCAAAAAUGAAGGCGGAUAGCUUGCUAAAAUACGUAGCACUCCUGUGGAUCAAACAGUGGCAUUUUGUACAACUGCAACCAGCAAGACAGCUUGUCUUAUUUGUUUGAGAAUAAAGGAAUCUCCUCCCACA
Molecule: messenger RNA, 1778 nt
Organism: Brienomyrus brachyistius
Lineage: Eukaryota; Metazoa; Chordata; Actinopteri; Osteoglossiformes; Mormyridae
Product: very-long-chain enoyl-CoA reductase-like
Exons: 11
Coding region: 338-1366 (342 amino acids)
Biological process (GO): very long-chain fatty acid biosynthetic process
Molecular function (GO): oxidoreductase activity, acting on the CH-CH group of donors
Source: RefSeq, a predicted model, not a curated record